This is a messenger RNA of Symbiodinium sp. CCMP2592, 2484 nucleotides long. The record is from the annotation of a GenBank genome assembly. Lineage: Eukaryota; Dinophyceae; Suessiales; Symbiodiniaceae.
AUGCAGGCUAUGCUGGACUCCCGUAUCGCUUCCUUUUGUUGCACCUCCCAGGUCCCCGAGCGCACUCCCUUCGCCUUUACUGUGCUAGCAGCAGUCCUUCCACCGGAAGAGGAGGUGGAGAGCCCGUCCCACCUCAGUGCGGACCCCACGGACCGAACCAGAUUUUGGUGGAGUGCUUGCCAAGUCCCGUGCAGCCAUGGGAACAACACGCAAGUAGUGGGUGAUCCUGCAGGAGAUCGCAGCGAAGCUAUGACGACUCCGCAGAUUCGCGACUCCUUGAAGUACACCAGGAUCUGCAAGUACUGGAGCUCGAACCGCUGCAAGCUGGGCAAGGAGUGUAACUUCGCCCACUCAGAGCUCGAGUUGAGGAACCAGCCGGACUUGAUCUCCACACGCCUGUGCUUCCAAUUCUCGUCCAAGGGCCGGUGCAAGAACGGAGAGAAUUGCAAGUUCGCACACGGUCGGUCAGAGCUUCGCACUGUCCCAAAGGCUGCGAAGCGCAACGAGAUGGAGCCCAUGAAGAUCCAGAUCGGCAAACUCUGCCUGUCCACGACGAGCCCAGAGGCAUCGCCCCGGAAGAUCAUGCAGUUCCGGGCGCCACCCGGCCUGGCACCGCCCGGCCUGGCGCCGCCCGGGCUUCCACCACCCGGACUUUCGCAUUUGGCGGUCAUGGAGAUGGAGUGCUCCACAGCCAGCCCGAGCACUGCAGUCUCCGAGCCCAGCGAGCCGGCAAGCCCACGGAGCCUUUGUCAUAUUCUCGUGAAGGCUAUCAAUGGACAGCCUUCACCUUUUAACAAGGGAAUCGACAAGCUCAAGCGCCUUUCAUGGGCUCUGGCCAACGUGAUGUCUCGACAUUCCUAUCCAGUCCCACCCGGCCGCCUUGCAGAGGGUAUACUGAAUCAGGCAAGCAUCAGGCACAGCCCACAGAACGGAGAGAGCAUCCGUGGGAGCGUACAGUACAGUGCUCGUGGUGACAAAGACAGUAAGCUGCGAGCCAGCAGAAAGGAAGGCACGUUUUGUCCGGCGGCUGGCAUGGUGUUAAUAAGUCACAGCCCCAUGAUGGCAUAUGAUGGCCUUUGGAGAGGCCUCACAACACGUCCCUUGCCAGGUCGUUUGUCUCGAGAUUGGAGUUUGCUUCAGAUAGCCUCGCAGUACUGCCCUGCAAUGACGACUCCGCAGAUUCGCGACUCCUUGAAGUACACCAGGAUCUGCAAGUACUGGAGCUCGAACCGCUGCAAGCUGGGCAAGGAGUGUAACUUCGCCCACUCAGAGCUCGAGUUGAGGAACCAGCCGGACUUGAUCUCCACACGCCUGUGCUUCCAAUUCUCGUCCAAGGGCCGGUGCAAGAACGGAGAGAAUUGCAAGUUCGCACACGGUCGGUCAGAGCUUCGCACUGUCCCAAAGGCUGCGAAGCGCAACGAGAUGGAGCCCAUGAAGAUCCAGAUCGGCAAACUCUGCCUGUCCACGACGAGCCCAGAGGCAUCGCCCCGGAAGAUCAUGCAGUUCCGGGCGCCACCCGGCCUGGCACCGCCCGGCCUGGCGCCGCCCGGGCUUCCACCACCCGGACUUUCGCAUUUGGCGGUCAUGGAGAUGGAGUGCUCCACAGCCAGCCCGAGCACCGCGGUCUCCGAGCCCAGCGAGCCGGCAAGCCCACGGAGCCUUUGUCAUAUUCUCGUGAAGGCUAUCAAUGGACAGCCUUCACCUUUUAACAAGGGAAUCGACAAGCUCAAGCGCCUUUCAUGGGCUCUGGGCAACGUGCUUAUGCUUUUGGUCGAUGUGCCAAGGGCCCAGCUGGUUCGGGACUCCUUGAAGUACACCAGGAUCUGCAAGUACUGGAGCUCGAACCGCUGCAAGCUGGGCAAGGAGUGUAACUUCGCCCACUCAGAGCUCGAGUUGAGGAACCAGCCGGACUUGAUCGCCACACGCCUGUGCUUCCAGUACUCCUCCAAGGGCCGGUGCAAGAAGGGCGAGGCUUGCAAGUUCGCUCACGGCAAGGCAGAGCUUCGCACUGUCCCCAAGGCCGAGAAGCGUGCGGACGAGCUUGUUGGGGGCAACCUCAGCCCUGCGGCACCACUCAGCCCAGUGCUGAGCCCGCGCAGUGCCUUGACGGAAGCGCUGAGCCCUCGCAGCCCUUGCAGCCCCUUCAGCCCCUACGGCAACAUUGGUCCCUGGGCAAGUACGUCUGGGCGUGUGCACGGCUACACCUCCGCUCGCGGGCUGAAGAAUUUGGAUCUUGGGCUCGUUCCGGUUCCGACCCCGACGGUGCCGACGCUUGCCAUGCCUCCAAAGCUCCAGCGUCCCGCAAACGAGAUCAACCUGGGACCCCCGCCCGGCUUGUCCUUGCCUGCUGGCCCUGGCGGCCCUGUGGCGGCCAAGGAGCUGAAGAUGGCUGCGUAUCGAACCCCAUCCACAUCUGUUGACGACCUCGUGGCGAGCGAGCCAAGUGAGCCGACCAGCCCAAAGAGCGAAGCAUUCUGGCUUUGA